AUGACAACAAUAUCAUACCAAUCAGCUGCUGAUACAAUCUAUCAUUCACAUCAUAUCCCUGUUGAAGAGCUAAUUUUCAACCGUGAUCAUCAAAGUGAAAUAAUAAAAUUCCUAGAAGCUGUCGACAGAAUCCAGCUGUCCCCCGCUGACGGAACAGAAUCUGGUGACCUGAACUCCAUGGCCAUGGUUCGGCUCAAGCACGAGUUUCUGACAGUUCUCACAGCACAAUCUGAUCCGAUUGGCACUGUUGAUUUAAUUACCUCUAAUAGGAGUUCAUUAACCAGUAUUGGAUACGAGGAUUAUUUAUCAGUAUACAAUUCACCGAGUGACGAGGUGAUUUUAUAUCUCAGGCAUGUCGCCGAAAGAUUAAAUUCCGGGGGACACCUUGGUGAUUGCAUCAAAAUUUACAAGAGUGUGAGGAAACCCUUUUUCCGCACUAUGAUGAAACAGCUUCGCUUGGAAGAAUUGUAUAUGGGUUGGAAUGCAAAGAGGUUUAUAAGUGCCUCAAGAAAAAGAGAUUUCUAUGGGAAGAGUUGA
This is a messenger RNA of Fraxinus pennsylvanica, 537 nucleotides long. The record is from the annotation of a GenBank genome assembly. NCBI's taxonomy places the organism in Eukaryota, Viridiplantae, Streptophyta, Magnoliopsida, Lamiales, Oleaceae.